Molecule: messenger RNA, 2102 nt
Organism: Bursaphelenchus xylophilus (pine wood nematode)
Lineage: Eukaryota; Metazoa; Nematoda; Chromadorea; Rhabditida; Aphelenchoididae
Source: the annotation of a GenBank genome assembly
AUGUCAGCGCAAGAGACGGCGAGAUCCGCCGGGAUGAUAUCGAUUUGUUUGGCGGUAACCUCAGUCGCCUAUAUUAUGAUGUACUUGCCGUAUUUUCUGAGCCAAGUUGAAGAGAUUCGGAGUUUGAGCAGGAUGGAGAUGGAGAAAUUUCAGGUUGAGGAGGUAAUUGAAAUUGCUACUGUAAAUUUUGGUAUACUAUGUAGUAUGCAAUUCCAGGCAUUUCUUGACAAAUUGACAAGAAGGAAAGUGCUUCCAUAGUCGAAGCUAUUUUUCGAAGUGCAAAAACUGAAAUUGCACUGUGCUAACUGAUGUUUAGACCGGACGUACGGUGCAAAAUGGGUGUUUUGAAGAACGGUGCAAUUACCGUAUAAAAUGCACAAUGCAGGGUUGCAGAAAAUUCUCAGUACUUUAUUGUAGCCAGCAGUACACACCUAAAAUCUAUUUUUUUUCAAAAGCGGCAAUAUCCUAUUAUUUCGCGACAUAGGUUCCGUCUAAUGCAAAGUUGGUCGUCUAAAAUCCUCUGUGAAGGAUUAUACUUGCUGUACUUUGUACAGCGAAAGAGUUGACGUAGAAAAGAUUCUUUCAAGUUCAAAAUUAAAAAUUUCAGAGGCUCGUCUGGGAGAAUGCAAGGGAGCUUCGGGGAAGUUCUCCGUCAAUUGUGCAGCAAAGGAGAAAACGGCAAUCCAGGGACCAAUGUCGUAAGUUGGAGUACAGCUUUAUACAACUCCAAAAGCGCCAUGAGAACCGUUGAAAAUAUAUGAUGUUUACUAUCAGUCUGUCGGGAAAAUAAUGAGCAUUCUGCCGCGUUAAAAACCGCAUCGGCGAUGACUUGUACCACGGAGAAAAUCAAAUUUCUCUACGAGCGAAAUUUUGCUCAUAAUUUUCCCGACAUACUGAUACUUUUUUUGAAAUAGCGCUUUUUGCAAUCCAAUUUGCAACAAAAACACCUUUAUAUGCUCUAAACUUCAGACUGUUUCAAAUCCGAGAACAACUGCCCUGAAGGUCCUCCCGGCCCUUCUGGUCCACCCGGCGACAACGGAGAGCACGGCGAGACCGGAGUUCGCGGUCCCCCAGGCGACGCAGCUUUGCCGUCAGAGCCCCGCACCUUCGAAGAGUCAUGCCGAGUCUGUCCACCAGGCCCUCCAGGCAUCCCCGGCUAUGUGGGUCCGCCUGGCGAGCCGGGCGAACAAGGGCAAGCCGGACGGAGCGGUCCUGUCGGGCAGCCCGGAAGAAAUGGGGCUGUGGGAAGCCCCGGGGAGAAUGGAUUCCCCGGCACGCCGGGAACGGACGGAGAGCCGGGCCCGCCCGGACAAGAGGGCGUUCGUGGGUUGCCGGGGGCCAAGGGCACGCCGGGAAGUCGAGGAGCGCCCGGACCGCCGGGAUACCCGGGGAUCUCGGGGCAUCCCGGAGUUAAUGGCGUUCAGGUAAGCAAAGGUUGAAUUUUUAUGUCUAGAUCAACACUGCUUGGAGUAAAAGAUCAUGAGAAAUGAUUUUCACAAUGUGUUUUUAGCGGGUCUCUGCGAAAAUCGCAAAAAAAGUGGUUUACACAGUGAAUUUUGACCCAAAACGUCAUUUUGCACAGAGCAGUUGGAUUUUUUUGCACUAAUGUCGCCCGCGACGCCCAUUUUUUGCACAAGUCAUUGUUUUUCCGAAUGCGACACAUUUUUGAAAGUAUCAGUCUGUCGGGAAAAUAAUGACCACAAUGUCGCUGCACCAGCCACGUCUCUAAAGCAAAAAAAACUUGAUUUUCUCCGCAACACAGUUCAUUUUCUCGGUGGCUAUGCGAUUUUACCUUUGACAGAAUGCUCACUAUUUUCCCCACAGACUGAUAUUAUGUAUAAAAUAAGAUGCAACAAUCACUUUUUUAGGGACCUCAAGGCCCUCCCGGAGAGCCGGGCCCAGAUGGAAAUUCGGGAUAUCCAGGCAUUUCUGGAGGGAGCGGAGGAAUGGGAGAGCCGGGAGACGACGCCAACUACUGUAAAUGCCCGCCAAGAGGGAGAAAGAACUCGUUCCCGUCUCCGCCAGUGACCCUGGAACCAACCACGGAGUAUGAGCCUUCAAGAAAUGAAGAGACAUAUAAUAAGAGGAAAACGACACUUUGA